Molecule: messenger RNA, 1703 nt
Organism: Oppia nitens
Lineage: Eukaryota; Metazoa; Arthropoda; Arachnida; Sarcoptiformes; Oppiidae
Product: ras guanine nucleotide exchange factor B-like
Exons: 4
Coding region: 78-1703 (541 amino acids)
Source: RefSeq, a predicted model, not a curated record
AAGUGUCUUCUAUGGGACACCUCAUUGGUUAGAUGACUAAAAGCAAACUAUGUUUAGCUCAUUAUAUAUAAGAAACAAUGUUUUCCGUUAACUGUAGUCAAACAUUAGGUCUGACUUUUGAUAGUAAACCGGACGCAAAUCAAACCAAUAAGUGGUUGACUUUCAAAAUGAGUGAUUACACCGAAGAUGAUAAUCACUUUGAAGACCUAUUUAAAGACAAUAUUGUGUGGACUCCAAGAGAUAUCAUUGAAUUGCAAAACUUAGAAAAGGGUUUGAAAACAGAAGUGCAACAAUUUGAACAAAACAGUCCUAACAUUGAACAACACAUACAUCACAAUAUGGAUCAACAAUUUGAUAACAAUAUGGAUCACCAAUUGGAUCAACAAAUGCAGUCAUUUUCAAAUGAUUUGACUCAACAAUACAUGUUUGCAAACAACACUGUCUUAAGCAAUACAAACUCUUCAGAAGCGAUACCAAUAAAACAAUCGACAGCAACGGUCACAAAACAAAGUCAGAGUCCGGGAACACAAUUGGAUAUAAUUAAUGUUGACUUCAACAGAAUGGCUGUCCAAAGUCCKACAUCAUCGCUAACACAACCGUGGAGUCCAUCCAAUUGUUCACAAUCAUCGRUGAGUCCAAUAAACACCAGAGUUAGGUGUGAUUCUGAACCAAUACAUCCCAAUGAGUUGCAUAACCGUUGCAACACAUCAUCGCUAAGUGACUGCGGAAGUCGUUUACCACCCUUGCCAUACAACAAGAAGAACUAUACGUCACCGCUUCCAAGUUUUGGUCAAAGCUUUACAACAAAUCAAACUAACGGCUUAUCACAGGCCAAGAGUUAUUCACAUAUUGAACAAACAAUUGGACAAUCAGACGAUGAAAUAUUUCCAAUAUGUGAUACCUGUCCUUUCAAUGUACCACCAAUACCAUCACCAUCAGUGCCAAAUACAGAGUCGGUGUCAACAACUGGUCAACAUCGAGAAAGAGGUCGACCCCGUAAUCCUAAUAGUAGACCGAGUUUGUCAGCAUCUGAGAAACGAGAGAGAGAUAAUUAUAAAGUCAAAUAUGAAGAAGCAAAGAGACAACACCUAAAACAACACGUAAGACAUCUGGAAAGUCAGAUCUCAAGACUAACCAAAUUGGCACAAAUCAAUGGCAUUCAUUUCAAGACAACUCAACAGCAGAUCAAUACACACACACCGAUAUCAAUUCAAAAUACUAACACAUGUACUGCAGUGUCAACGCCUAACCAAACCAUUACUAACAAUAACCCGAUUGUCGACACUAAUCUAAUAUCAGGUAAUUUUAGUCAAAACAUUGAAAACAAUCAAUUACUGCAAACAAAUAAUCCAAUUAAUUGCAAUAAUAUUAACAUACAAAUGAUGCCAAACGAAGGUUCAAUACAUGUAUCUAAUAGUCCUGAUUAUUAUAAUGUUAUUCAGACAUCACAGACUAACUUAGUCCAGACCUCAAUCAAUCAACAUUAUACCCAACCAUCUAAUUCCUAUAUAAACCCACAAAUGUCAGGUACAUCCACWCUACCUGUAAUGCAAAUUUCCAACCCUAUAGUCAAUCAGUCUCAAAGUUUUGUUCCCUGUGCUCAUCAAAUGGUCUCAUCAAACAUGAAUAGUACAGACAUUGGAUCAACCAAUCAAUCAGUUUCCGAUGAUUUUGAUGAUUCAUUUGAUUAUUUUGAUGAUUAA